This is a messenger RNA of Fimicolochytrium jonesii, 1257 nucleotides long. RefSeq lists its product as uncharacterized. The record is from RefSeq and is a predicted model, not a curated record. The transcript has a single exon. Bases 42 to 872 code for a protein of 276 amino acids. Lineage: Eukaryota; Fungi; Chytridiomycota; Chytridiomycetes; Spizellomycetales; Powellomycetaceae.
AGCGUUUCCGGUAUAGCCGACGGAUCACAUCCUCUGUCGUCAUGUUUGCCACAGUAGCUUUCUUUCCUAGCUGGGUGGCAACGUUUGUCCGAAUUCGGUUCAUGGCAGCUCAUGAGUCUGUUGACAGUAUGCGAAUACCAACGAACACCAACGAACGGCAGUCCGUGAUGGCCUGCAGUAAGAACCUUCAGGUCACUUGCGGAAGUAACGCAUUCGGCAUACAGCUUUCCUGCAGAUGUGAUGCGAGGGGUAGACAGCUUGGUCCCAUCACUUUCCGUAUUUUCUUUUUUCCCCGUAGUCUCUCUGCACCCUCAUUUCUGGAAUCCACAUCAGACUCGGCUGAAGAUUCUGCACCAGAUUCCUCACAUCGCCGCCGUCUGCCGCCAAUCAGAGAGUACCGAGAACCUAGUCCUUCGCGUGCAUUUCUUUCCCGUGUGCUUUGUGCCUCCCUUACUGCAUCCGCGUAUCGUCGUUCCCCAUUGCUCAGGGUAUCAAUAUCUCGGUGGCGCAAGUUGAGCAGCUUCGUGAAAAGCUACAGCGCAUCAGCGAGGGUGAAGCAAAUGGCACCAUUGGUCUCUCUAAGGAAUAUCAACUGCACCGGGAUAUCGGCGUCCCCGACAACCUGGCGAAUGGUGCUGACAGCGUGCCAUCCCAUCGCAACAUGUAGCUUGGGUCCUCCGGAGUUGUUUGGCCAUAGUCUUCUCCUUCACCUUUUCCUUCUCGUUUUCCUUUUCCUUCUCCUGAGUUCUUGCUGGCGUAGCGAGCGGUCGACCGAGCGUCUUCUCAUAUAUGACUUUUGCCAUCUGAGCCUCGAUAACCGUCUGUGCGCUGAUUUUGGCUUGCUGUUCAUUCCAGUGCAAACCCUCGGAUAGGUGCCAAAGGAUCAAGGUACAUAGAUCUUCGCGUUCGGAAAUCGAAAUCUGCUUCAUCUGCUUCUUCAAUGUCCAAGAUUCAACCACCCAGGAGUAUCGGUCACCAGCAUCAGAAAUGGGGCAUUCAACUGCUUAUUCUCCAUUUCCCUUACAUCAGUGCCCCGCUUCAAAGGUGCUGCCGCAGAUGAUGCCGAUGGCGCGGCACUAUCAUCGGACACGGUCUCCACGCCAUCGUCUCCACCACCAUCAGCUGUUCUGGUCGAGGGCUUGUGUUUGCGUCUGUGCCUAUUCAGUUUGCUUUUUCCAGUGGUAAUGUCAAUUCCUGCUUCUGUGGUCGUGCGGUCUCCUCUCUUCUUCCUGGCCCAGGGUCUGCGCUUCUUUUGCU